UUAAUAAAAUGAAUUCAUCAGAAUCUAAUAUUACCCCUCCGUUGGAAGCUAUGGACCAGUUAGCAAAAUUGCAGUUUACCUUUUCGUCGCUGCUUUCUUCAUAUCAAGCUCAAAUUCAAAUGGACGAAUCUGCAGCAAGUUUGGAUGAUUGCGAGACAUCGCCACAAUUUUCCCCGUCUUCUCCAAAUAAUUCAAUUUCAAUAAAUCCAAAAAAUUUUCCUUCUUGUCGAAGAAGUCGAACAACGUUUAAUAAUGAGCAGAUUGCACAAUUAGAAACUGUUUUUAAAAAGACCCAAUAUCCAGAUGUUUGUUUACGAGAACGGCUUGCUUUGCAGACAGGAUUAAGUGAGGCAAGAAUACAGGUAGAAUACUUUUUUCAAUAA
Molecule: messenger RNA, 383 nt
Organism: Meloidogyne enterolobii
Lineage: Eukaryota; Metazoa; Nematoda; Chromadorea; Rhabditida; Meloidogynidae
Source: the annotation of a GenBank genome assembly